Naegleria fowleri is the source of this 3159-nucleotide messenger RNA. RefSeq lists its product as uncharacterized. Gene Ontology annotation, molecular function: single-stranded DNA binding; single-stranded 3'-5' DNA helicase activity; ATP binding. The transcript is spliced from 2 exons. NCBI's taxonomy places the organism in Eukaryota, Heterolobosea, Eutetramitea, Acrasida, Naegleriidae. Bases 1 to 3159 code for a protein of 1052 amino acids. The record is from RefSeq and is a predicted model, not a curated record. Gene Ontology annotation, biological process: double-strand break repair via break-induced replication; mitotic DNA replication; DNA replication initiation. Gene Ontology annotation, cellular component: MCM complex; nucleus.
AUGAUAACAUCCUCGGAAGAUACCAAUCUCUUUGAAGGAGGCGAGCAACAAGUCAAUCAACAAAUCAAACAAUGGUUUCAUGAUUUCCUCCGUCAUGCCCUCUAUCAAUCUUCCUCCAUAGCUUCUUCAUAUCUCAUUGCUCCUUCGGGAAAGGAACCUCUCAGUGAACGAUUAAAAAUUCAAUUCACUGACAUUCAUACCUCUCACACAGUCAGCGAGAAUCAUGGAGGAUCUUCCUCUUCUCCAAUUCCAUCCGCUCGGAGUGUCGUUAUUGAUUUUACUCAUGUCAUGAAUUAUGAUAUGGAUAUCGCCAUGUCGAUACGGCAAGAAUUUUACAGAUUUGAACCUUUUCUAACGGAUGCUUUGAAUAUUGUGUAUAAGGAAUGGAUUCAUUCUCAGUCAUCCUCUGCUUCAAGAACGAAAUUGGCUUCCAGUGAUGCCAAUACAUCCAUGAUGAGCAUGGCAAUGAAUGAGAGCGCAAUAUUUGCAUCUUCGCCUCAUGAAAAUAAUUCGACCAUUCAAUUGAAAUUUGUGAAUUUACCAGAUAUGUUACAAAUUCGUCAACUCCGAAGUGUACACAUCGGUCAACUCGUGAGUAUAAGUGGAGUGGUCACACGAUCCUCGGAAGUUCGUCCAGAGCUUGUCGAAGGAAUUUUCAAUUGUGUAGAAUGUGGAACCGUCUCUGAUCCAAUUCCGCAACAAUUCAAAUAUACAGAACCAAUAUCAUGCGUCAACAAAACUUGCACCAACACCAAAAGAUGGCGUCUCGAUAUGCAUCGCUCUCGAUUUGUGGAUUGGCAAAAAUUAAAAGUCCAAGAAAAUACUCAUGAGAUUCCAUCUGGAUCCAUGCCUCGAACUUUGGAUAUUAUUUUAAGGAAUGAUUGUGUGGAAUGUGCAAAGGCAGGAGAUAAAUGUCUCUUCACAGGAACACUUUUAGCAGUGCCGGAUGUUGGAAAAAUGUUUGGAGGAGCUCAAAGCCAACUCAUUAAUGCCAACACUCGAAAAAAGGGGGACAUUGAGAAACAAGGUGUGAAAGGUAUUAAGGAUUUAGGUGUUCGAGAAUUGACCUACCGAUUAGUUUUUUUGGCCAAUUCUGUUGAACCUAUCGAUCAUAAUAUGAGUAAUUCCAAUACUGCUCCUUCUUCGGGCAUGUCAUCUGCAGCAUUGAGCUCUCACAAUGGUGAACAAGAGACACAUGAAGAAUUUAUGAAACGCUGCACAGCCGAGGAAUAUGAAAAAAUACUUAAAAUGUCAAAGGAUGUGAAUAUCUAUGAAAAUCUUGCUGCCUCCAUCUGCCCUAGUAUUUUUGGUCACAAAAAUAUCAAAAAGGGUAUUCUUCUCAUGCUCUUUGGAGGGGUCCACAAAGAAACAGAGGAACUUAUUCAAAUUCGUGGUGACAUUAAUAUUUGUAUUGUGGGAGAUCCUAGUACAGCCAAGUCACAAUUCUUGAAAUAUGUGGCUCAUCUCAUUCCUCGUGCCGUAUACACAAGUGGUAAAGCAUCGAGUGCUGCUGGUUUAACAGCAUCGGUAGUGAGAGACUCUGAAAGGGGUGAAUUUACAAUUGAGGCAGGAGCACUCAUGCUUGCAGAUAAUGGAGUUUGUUGUAUCGAUGAAUUUGACAAAAUGGAUGUGAAAGAUCAAGUAGCCAUUCACGAAGCCAUGGAACAACAGACAAUCUCCAUUGCUAAAGCGGGUAUUCGAGCCACUCUGAAUGCUCGUGCUUCGAUAUUAGCUGCUGCAAAUCCCAUCGGAGGUCGUUACAAUCCUAGAAAGACCUUGAAGGCAAAUCUUGGAAUUACACCUGCCAUCAUGUCACGUUUCGAUUUAUUCUUUGUGGUGCAAGAUGAAUGUGACGCAGAAAUUGACAAGAAAAUUGCAGAACAUAUUGUCUCUGUGCAUCAAAAUAAGGGAGCCUCAACGCUCGACAAGACUCUUGACGGAGUAACACAAAUUACUGUCGGCUCCAAUACUGUUCAGUACUCACCUGAAGAUAUCAAACUCUAUCUCAAAUAUUGUAGAACAUGUAUACAUCCAAUAUUGACACAGGAAGCACAAGAGGAACUUGUGAAACAAUAUGUGAAAUUGAGACAAAACGACAAGGUUGGAAGCAACUCUUAUCGUAUCACUGUAAGACAAUUAGAAUCGUUGGUAAGACUUUCAGAGAGUCUUGCUCGAUUGCAUUGUGAAAGUCGAAUCGAAGUGAACCAUGUUCGAAGAGCCAUUGAAUUACUGAAAACUUCCAUCACCAAAGUUGCAAAAUCUGACGUUGUGCUGAGUGGAACAGGCGAUGACAAUGAUGAGGAAAUUAAUGGGGAGCCACGAUCGAGCAUUCUCGCGCUACGUGAGAAAAAUCAGCAAGAAUCCACUCGAGAAUUGUUACGAAAUUUGAAAAAUCAACGUAGAAAGAUUGAGGCUGCUCUCGAAUUGGCACGUGAAAGCCAAUCAGAAGAAGAGCAAAAACUAGGCGAAAUUGAAAUACAAGCUGAGAAGCUGCGAAAUAGUAUUGACUCAGAUGAAAUUGAUCCUGAAGAAAAAGACACACAAGAAGAGCAAUUAAUUGAACUCGAAAAGAAGAAACUUCAAAUAUCGAAACGUGUCGCAGAGGCACGUAAGAGAGUAGAAUUACUUUCCGAACAACUUGAAAAGGAAGUUGAAAAAUCUCAACAGUUAAUACAAGACGAAGAAGAGGGUGUGAAAGAUCAAGGAGAAUCAUCACUGCGUCACACCAAUGAAGAUGACGACGAAAUGCAAGACGAAGCCACUCAUAAUGAACUUGACUCCACAACAACACCAACAGACAUGAAUGACAUUAUGACAAAUUCUGAAUCACAAACAGAACCUCCUCGAAAAAAGAAGAAAACAACCAAAACAAUUUCAGCAGAGGAAUACACCACAUUUUGCAAUCGAAUUGCUUCCUAUGUCCAACUUCAAGACUCAUGCUCACGAAAAGACAUUAUUGAGUUUUAUAUUCAAACACAUGGGUCAACACUUUCUACAAAGAAGGCAAACAAGUUAGCAAAAUUAUUGGACAAGAUUAUUGACAAGAUGAAUAAUGAGAGUAUUUUAAUCAAGACGAAUAUUCGAAGCAUUUCUAAGAAUAACAAUCGAAUGGAAGAUGUAUUUAUUAAGAAUUCCAAUUUUGAGCCAACCGUUAUGUAA